CGCAACGGCUUGAGAAAGGCUCAAAUUAUGUGCCUCCUGCCGCAACAGGAAUAUAUUCCAAAUCUGUUUCCAAUGCAAGUUCUCUGGUUAAGACAAACGGUAUAUUAAAUGCAAGUAAGUGUGCUUUGUCAAGCCAGAAACGUGCAUUUACUCCAAACCAAGUGCCAAAUGAAAGUGUGUCCUGCUCCACUGUCAAACUUACAUGUGACAGAACCAACAGCAUGGUCAAUCCCCUGAGAAAUGACAUUACUAACAAUAAUCAGCAGUCUCUAGGCAAUCAACAUUAUUCCACAACAGCCCAUUACCGUAAAGAGUUAUUUCCAACAUCCAGGGCUGCAAAUAUACUCAACACCCCAUCACCCAACCGUAAACAUUUAUUGAGCAGGACACCCAUCACAGGAUCUGCCGCCAGAGUACCUGUCAAAAACUCUCAAACUCCCAUAGCUACGGGAAUAAAAGCUCCACCGAUGCGAACACCGGUACUGUCAUCCUGUCUCAAAAACAGAGUAAGUUCAUCCUUUCAGAAGCUGAUUUCUUUCUGCGGAGCUUAGAUUCAAAUUAGAAUGGAAUUACAUGGAAAUUAUCCCUGAUCUGUUUUGUUUUGCUAAUUGUAAUUUUAACUAAAAUAUAUGUGUAAUAAUAACCAUAUUGGUUUUUUUUUACAUGUGCUGUUUUAAAAAAAAAAAUUUUUUUUAUCUAAUACGAUAUUUACUUGUAAGUAUAAGUAAUGUUUACUUCAUAAGUAUGUUUAAAAAUUUUCCUCUAGGAUGCCAGUAGGACAGAAAUGGUAACAGUUUCAGCUACAAAGGUAGGACACUUACUCUUAUCUAGUGUUUAUUCUUUGUCCAGGAUUUAAUUCACUACUUGAUUUUUAUAGCUGGAUUACAUGGCCCUGGCCCCUGUAUUGAGUAUUUUAAAAUAAAAGUCUGGAAUGCUCUUCGGUGAUUUCACUUUUUUAAAAUCUUUAGUAUGUGAAAAUAGCUGGUGUGUUUUUUUGUUGUUUUUUUCUCUUAAACUUUUAAGGAUUGUUUUUUUCUUAAAUGAAAUCUAAUACACAAAUGCUCUUCAUGAACAAUGAAAAUGUUUAUUCAACAUGUAUUCAACACUUCUAUGUACCGUAUGUCAACGUCUUUAAAAAUAAACAAAUUUACAUAUAAAUUAGUCAAAUUAUUAUCAUUUAUUUUCUUUUACGGCAGACAUUGAGAUGGGCCGAUUGUCACAGACUGUCCCAAAAUUCAUGAUGUUAAAGGAAAUCCAACUAUUAUAUGUUACAUGAACAAUUUAUUGUAAAAGGUCGGAGCGAGU
This is a messenger RNA of Lymnaea stagnalis (great pond snail), 1305 nucleotides long. Lineage: Eukaryota; Metazoa; Mollusca; Gastropoda; Lymnaeidae. The record is from the annotation of a GenBank genome assembly.